UUUGAGCGAAAAUAUAAAAAUGUGCAAGGGACUUGGCUUUAGCACCGGUUUUAUGGCGCUCUGUGCUUUUAUUGCCUGCUUCGGUGCACUGAAUAUGCUCUCUAAAAUUGAACAUAUUAUAGUGAAUCCGCUUUUUAACCUUCCGGCCUUUGAACCAGUUGACGAUGGUGAUGACGAGGCGGUCGGCACCUGCAAGAGCUACAUUGUGGAUAAUAUCGAAGGCCCCUAUCCUCGCUUUCUCGAACUCACCUACAUGAGGUGGACUGUUGGCUUUACCUUGUUCUAUUCUUUUGCCGUCAUGCUUCUUGUAAGAGCCAAAUAUGUGAGCAACAUGGAAAUUAAAUUGAUAAUAGCCAGCCUGAUGAUGUUUGUGGGCGCCGCACUAGCUCUUGCGCUGUUUGCCUCCACAACGGUGCUCUCGGAACGACCCCUCUUUGCAGAGGUUCGAUGUAACGAGUAUACUUUCUAUUUCAUAUUCUUCAUAGCGCUGAAUACAUCUAUGUGCGCUUUAUACUUCCUAACCCUAGCUUGCUACAGCUACUUCAAUAUAACCGAUCGGGAGCUGUAAUCAAAGUCAAGACAUAGACACAUUUGUAGAAAAACAUUCAGACACGUUUAUUCGA
Scaptodrosophila lebanonensis is the source of this 623-nucleotide messenger RNA. RefSeq lists its product as uncharacterized. Bases 20 to 568 code for a protein of 182 amino acids. NCBI's taxonomy places the organism in Eukaryota, Metazoa, Arthropoda, Insecta, Diptera, Drosophilidae. The record is from RefSeq and is a predicted model, not a curated record. The transcript has 3 exons.